AUGGAGAGAGAUAUAAUAGAGUUUACGCUUCCGCCAGCUCCACGAGGAUUGUGUUUUGACCGAAAUGAUUUCGUCAAGACUAACUUUUCAGUGGAUACAUUCUUGGCUGAACAUAAAGAUGUGGCCUCCUUAGAAACUAUGCGUGACGAUUUGGGCGUGUACCUAAAAGUGUUACGAUUCGCGAUGAUAGAGCUUAUAAACAAGGAUUAUGCCAACUUCGUUAAUCUAUGUGCUACAUUAAUUGGUUUUGAUAAAACAAUCGUUAAAAUUCAAGCCCCGUUAGGUCAAUUACAUGAGGAAGUUGAAGACGUAAAAAAAUUUAUUGAAGAAGCUAUGCAUGAAUUGUCAUUGUGGUUAAACCAAAGACAUGCUCUUAUAAAAAAGAAACAACUGCUAAAGUUUUACAGUCAAACAAUUAAUUGCCUGAAUUCUCUAGAUAAUAUACUACAAGAUAUUACAGACAAGACACGACAGGAACAAAUAAUCUUAGCUGAUAGAGCAGCUAUGGAGUAUAAUCAGUUAAAAUUUUCAAUAGGAAAAUGUGAUAGUGUAACAAAACCACAACAUAAAAAGCAAUACAAUGAAGUUGGAAGCAGGCUAAUUCAGAUAUUAAAUGAUCUAAUCUUUCAAUUUUGGAAUGAUAGAAAUGAAGACAACUUACUGAAAACACUGAUGAUUUUAACAUCAUUAAAUAGGAUUACAGAAACAGAAAUGUUAAUAAGAAAGCAAGCAGUAGCCCCAUUAUUACAAGAAAUCAUAAGUGAGCCCUCUCUACAAAGAAGUAAAGAGGGCCUCAAUGGGAUAUUUGAAAGAAUAUUCUCUUUACUAGAUACAAAACUGAUGUUGCUAUUAAAAGUAACUCAACAUUCCAAGUUAACGUUUCAAAUGCAAAAAUUUAGGUUUUUAGUUAACUGUUUUUGGUGUGAAAUUGAACACCGUUUAGAAGUCAAUCUUGCAUCUAUAUUUGCACCUGGAAAUCCUCAGUUAUUUUAUAGGCGUUACACGGAAAGUAUGCAUUUUAUCAAGAAACUUGAAACAUAUUGUCAUUGCAAUGAAACUGUUAAAUUACUACAUUCUACAGCAGAGUAUAAAAGUUUUCAACGAAGGUGGAACCUCCCUGUUUACUUUCAAAUACGUUUUCAAGAAAUAGCAGGUGGCUUUGAAGCAAGUUUGAAAUUAAAACCAGUGCAACAGAGCAACAAUGAAUUUGUGCUAGAAGAAACAUCCAAAUGUUGGAAGGCAUUACAAGACUGUUGGUCAGAGGGUAUCUUUAUUGAAGCUUUAUCCCACAAGUUUUGGAAGUUAUCUCUACAACUUUUAUCAAGAUAUUGUUCUUGGAUAAAAUCAUACUGUACACAAAAAUCAAGAGAUGUGGAUGUAAUGACUGUUAAUAGAAGCCUUAUAACAGAUUGUUUAAAUAUAUAUGUUGAUACUCUCACUUUACUACACAAGUUGCCAAGCUUUAUACAGAAUGUAGAGAGCAAAGUAUCAAACCAAAAGGUUAAAAUGUUAAUAAAGCAAAGUAUAUUGACCUCUGAAAAGCUUAUCCAUGAAAAUAAAGCAAUAAUUAAAGCAUGUAUGGUCAAAGAAUUAUUUGAUUAUUUAAAUAUGCAGUUGAAACAAGUAAGUGAUAUACCUCGGCUAUACCGUAAAACUAAUAGAAGUGUACCUACAAAGCCUUGCACUUAUAUUGAUUUAAUUAUAAAGACAAUUAAGGACUUUAGAGAAGACUCUGAAAGAAGACUGGAUAAUGCAUUUUUGGUUGAAAUUUUUGAAUCACUAUUUAACACAAUGACAGAAUCAUAUUGUAAAUUUGUAGAAGAUGUUCUUACAUCUGUUCAAAAGACAGAAGAAUCACUAAGAAGACUGAAACAAAUCAGAGAAUUAUCAUCACAACAAAACAGUGAAACUGCUGGAAUAACAGAUGGUGAUAAAAUUAGAUUACAAUUGAAUGUUGAUGUUGUGUGCUAUAGUAAAUUAGCACACUCUCUAAACAUAAAUUUAAAUAAUGUGCACAAGUUAUCAGAAUUAACUUCUAUGACAUUGGAAGCUGUUAAAAAUAUAGAAAAUAAAUGA
Pieris macdunnoughi is the source of this 2076-nucleotide messenger RNA. NCBI's taxonomy places the organism in Eukaryota, Metazoa, Arthropoda, Insecta, Lepidoptera, Pieridae. The record is from the annotation of a GenBank genome assembly.